Bradysia coprophila is the source of this 1283-nucleotide messenger RNA. RefSeq names its product collagen alpha-1(XXI) chain-like. Lineage: Eukaryota; Metazoa; Arthropoda; Insecta; Diptera; Sciaridae. The record is from RefSeq and is a predicted model, not a curated record.
AAAUAAUCAAUUUUAUUCAGGGAAGAUCUGCGAAUCCCAUUAUAUUCCGGAGUUUUUGCCAGAAUCAGAUUAUAUCUGGGUAAUGGUAGCCUUCCCGCAUCCAAUGACUUACUUGGACAAGGACAAUAUUGGAAAUCCUACUAUAAUUCCGCAGACGGCAAGGGAACUGUGGCAGACUUUGUACAACGAGUAAAUGAAAUGAACAAAAACCAUGGUUCUGAUUGCAACAUGUGCCAAGGUAGAAUGAAUCUGGCGAUUCUUAUGGAUGGAUCGGGAAGUAUUGGUUCUGGAGAUUACAUACACGCAAAAGAGGCAGCUAAGGCAUUGAUUGGUACAUUUUCAAAUGAUUCGGUAGACGUCGGUUAUGUAUUGUUCAGUGAUGGGACAAACGUUAUAUUUCCAUUGAAAAGCAAUCUGACCAGAGAUCAAAUGAAAGAAGAAAUUGAUAAAUCAACAUAUCCAGAUGGAUCGACACGAACUGAUCUUGGUAUUAAUGUAGGUGUUACAAUACUUGGGAAGGCCGAUAAUAUCACUGGCGUCCAUAAAGUGAUGGUCAUACUCACAGAUGGCAAACCUGAUUACGCUGAUCAAGCCAUUUCUGCAGCUGCACAAGCAAAGCUAUCCAAUAUCACCAUAUUCGCCAUUGGCAUUGGUUCAGAUAUUGAUGAAAAGAUUCUGAAAGAAUUGGCCAGUAAAGAAUCGUACGUGGUACCAGUUGCUUCUUACGAUCGGCUUGUUGAAUUCAUUGACGUGAUUAACAGUGGAGCAUGUAGUGUGCCACAAACUCCCGAUAUUGGUACGAAGGUGAAAAAGGAUCAGCUCAGUAAAAAUGAGAAACGAUUCUUCAAGUAUCAAUUACCAAAAACUGGCAUUACAGUUAAAGUUGAAAAUGUCAAAGGGAACACUCGAGGCUUCUAUUCCUACUCCAACGAAAACCCUUCAUCGGCAAUAAAUGAUGGCCAGUUCACCGAGGAUAUCUUCAUACCAUCCGUGAAGCUUGAUAAUCGAAAAGUCAAGAGAGACAUUGAAAACAACGGUUCAGUGCAUAUAACUAUGCAAGGUCAGGAGGAUGCCAAUGUGUACAAUUUGGACACAAUUGAAGGAAAUCAAGCAAGUGGAGGUGACCAACUGAUCACUAGCAUGCUGACCAUCACUGCAAUGUUCUUCGUAUUCAUUUUCUUCUCUUGAAUUGGUUUCAUGUCAGAAAAAUAUUUCCAAUUAAUCUAUAGAAUUAAAUUGUACUUGUUCUAAUGAAAGGUUUACAAAAUCGGAUUUGCUUAUUC